Molecule: messenger RNA, 1233 nt
Organism: Echinostoma caproni
Lineage: Eukaryota; Metazoa; Platyhelminthes; Trematoda; Plagiorchiida; Echinostomatidae
Source: the annotation of a GenBank genome assembly
AUGUUGUUCAUGAUGUACAAAUUGUGUACGGCGGCUAUUGUCUUGUUGUCCUGUUCUGUUUCUGGACUGUACAAUGAUUAUGCAUCACAGUCUUGGCCUCCUUCGGCCGCAGAAGCUUUGGUUGAUCUAUCCGAUGGUCGUUUGGAUCUCGCAAUCAAACCCCUCGUAAAACGACCGGCUCGAAACGGUUAUCUGGCCAACCAUACCGAGCUGCUUUUACGUUCGUUAGCUCCUGAUGUCAAAGUGGCUGCUAAUAGUUCACAGCUGCUACGCAUGGCAACACUGCAAUACUCGUUACUGCAACAAAGAGAGCAUCCACAAUAUAGUUUAUAUCCCCAAGUGCUUAAUACGCGCGAGGUUGUUCGGUCGGUUAAGUUCGGGGAAGCGGUCGAUGAGGACCCCAUAAAUGAUCCAUCACUGAAACCCAUCCGGACUCCAUCAGCUUUAUGCCAACAGUCUAAUAGGGAGUGGCCAGAUCUGGUGAUUGUCGUUCAGUCGUGUUUGGACUGCACAGCUACGCGACAGCAUGCAAGAGACACAUUCAUGAAACCGUCCUUGUGGUCCGAGUUUGUCGUCAAGUUUGUAUUUGUAAUUGCAAUUCCAAGUUCAAAACUGAAAGUAAACGAUCCAAAAGAGUUCAUGCGGUUGUUCCCCGAAGUUGCAGCUGAAUCGGACAACAAUAACGAUCUACUGAUCGGAGGUCCGUUUGAGGACACAUUGGUUCAGACGUGGGCGCAUAUUUUGUCAUUCCGGUGGCUAUCGAUUUUCUGUCAGGAACAUGUGCCGGUGUACUUGUUUCUUAAUCCGGAGUUUUCCGUCACUCCAAGUAAUAUGAUUACGUUUCUCCGCGGUAUCCCUCGCAAUUUGCAAUUGAUUCUCAACGCUGGUUUGAGACCAAGCACCUUUCAAGUUCCACGUCAUGGUGAAGGCAAAAUAGAUCCCGAAGAGAUUCCCUGGAGCAGAUAUCCGGAACAUUACGACGAUUCAGCUUUCUUUGUGGGUGCCGAACUCCUGACGGAAGCUUCCAUCACAAUGGCAUUCACGAAACCCCAUCGCAAUUCAGCUGCCUAUUUGGGAUUUAUUUGGGCAAAACUUGACUAUCCGUCAUUGCACUUGCCGGAAGUGAUUUGUAAGAGUGGGAAUUGGAGUGAUGUGUAUGCUGCCUCCGUGUCGAGAACAGUUGAUCUGGAUCGAUAUAUGGAUUGGUCGAAUGGAUUUUUCUUCAAUCCUUGA